Molecule: messenger RNA, 7546 nt
Organism: Lepidothrix coronata (blue-crowned manakin)
Lineage: Eukaryota; Metazoa; Chordata; Aves; Passeriformes; Pipridae
Gene: NFX1
Product: nuclear transcription factor, X-box binding 1
Exons: 25
Coding region: 52-3699 (1215 amino acids)
Biological process (GO): negative regulation of transcription by RNA polymerase II
Cellular component (GO): nucleus
Molecular function (GO): DNA-binding transcription factor activity, RNA polymerase II-specific; zinc ion binding; RNA polymerase II transcription regulatory region sequence-specific DNA binding
Source: RefSeq, a predicted model, not a curated record
CGCGUUCGCGGCCGCGGGGACGCCGGACCGCGGAGCGAGGUUGGCGCUGGUAUGGCGGAGGCGCGGCCCGGCGCAGGUACAUUGAAUUUCAAUCCUGAUGCUGCUGAUUCCAUUCCUGGAGAAAGACAACCUACAGAUAUAAAUUGGGUAAAUAAAGAUAGGAAAGAGUCUAACAGUAAUCAGAAUAGAAGUAAUUUAUCAUUUCCUAGUCUGUCUUCUGAAAGAGGUACAGACCAUGAAACCUCUUCCACAAAGCACCAUGGCUUUUGUAAUCCAGAAAGUCAAUAUGGGAAUUCUGAAGACUUCCACCAGUAUUUUAGUACCAGUAAAAGUUUGAAGAAUCGCAACUUCCUAAGCCAGAGAUUGCACAGAUCAAGAAAUGAUAGCACAUGUACUAGAAAUAAGAUAAGGCAAAAUACUGCUGAUGCUGCUGCAGGUCCAGAAAUUUCAGGUGUUGCAAUAGUACCUAGUAGAAGAGCACCUCCUAGAGGAUAUAAUGAUUUUCUCUCCUCAGAGAGUGACAGGGAGGUACCUAAUGCAGAUAGCAGAGGAGCAAAGCCAAAGAAAACGCAUCUGAUGCAUGCAUCUGGAAGAGGUUUCAGGGAGAAGGGAAAGCAAGUACAUGACCGUGAAAAGAGAGUGAGCUCUAAACAGAAAGUAGAGCUGCUUGAAAAUGUUCCAUCUUUGGAUUUGAUACAGUCUGACUCUUCAGAAUCUUCUGUUGGAAAGGCAUUCUGUGAUGCACCUGUUGGUAGUGGGGAUGAGCAAAAAGGCUACAAUUAUCUAAACAAAAGAUAUCCCCGGAAGCCUGUGUGGAAUAAACCCUCAGUAGAAAAGGAGUGUCAGAAAAGACAUGAUUCUCACCGUAGUAAGAAUACAAAAGUAGGUAAGAAGUCUUCUCUUGCAUAUACUCCAAAAGAUAAAAAUGAAAGGAAGAAAGAACUCCCUGUCCACAAGAAUGAUGAAAACUUGACCAAGGAAGUCAGGCAUCAAUUGUCUGAGUCUCUCAGACUCAGUGGAAGAAAGUUCCUGCUAAAGGGGGAUCAGGCACCUGCACUUCAUUUUAGCUGGACCCAAUACUGGAAAAAGCAAAGUGAUGUACCAAAAAACAAAGAAACUCAUACCGGGUCAUUGAUUGAACAGCUGACCACAGAAAAGUAUGAAUGCAUGGUGUGCUGUGAGGUGGUCCGAAUAGUAGCCCCAGUGUGGAGCUGUCAGAAUUGUUAUCAUGUAUUCCACCUGAAUUGCAUUAAGAAGUGGGCACGAUCACCAGCUUCACAAGCGGAAGAUGGCAAUAGUGGUUGGAGAUGUCCAGCUUGUCAGAAUGCUUCUAUGCAAGUUCCUAAGACUUACACUUGUUUCUGUGGUAAGGUGCACAAUCCUGAAUGGAAUAGAAAUGAAAUCCCACAUAGCUGUGGGGAACUUUGUGGAAAGAAGCGACAGUGUUUGGACUGUCCACAUCUUUGUAACAUUCUUUGUCAUCCGGGACCUUGCCCUUCAUGCCCAGCCUUUGUGACAAAAUCAUGUGAAUGUGGACAAACAAGUCAUUCAGUUCGCUGUGGCCAAUCAACAAAAAUUCAUUGUUCUAAUGUAUGUGGAAAUACUUUAAACUGUGGUAAGCACAGCUGUACUCAAGUGUGCCAUGCGGGAAAAUGUUCACCUUGCCAGUUAACAGUCCAACAAGUGUGUUACUGUGGAAGCAACUUUAAAGAAGUAUUGUGCGGGUCAAAGGAAGAAUUCUCUGAUGGAUUUGGGAGUUUCUCAUGUCAGAAUAUAUGUGGCAAGAAAUUAAAUUGUGGGAGGCACAACUGUAAGCAAGUAUGCCACCCUCAGCCUUGCCAGCUUUGUCCACGACUUCCACAAGUAGUGUAUCGCUGUCCCUGUGGUCAGACUCCUCUCAGCAAGUUACUGGAACUAGGAUGUGUUGAACGUAAAAUAUGCACAGAUCCUAUCCCGUCAUGUGGAAAAACAUGUGGCAAACCUCUUUCUUGUGGUAGCUAUGAGUUCAUUCAUACAUGUGAAAGCCUUUGUCAUGAAGGAGACUGUAGACCAUGUUCUCACACAUCAAAUAUUUAUUGUAGAUGUGGCUUCAAAAAAAAGGAAGUCCCAUGUACUCUUCUCAGAAAUAAAGCUGCUAUUACAUUCAUGUGUGACAAGCGAUGCAACAAGAAAAGAUCAUGUGGACGACACAAGUGUAAUGAGGUCUGCUGUGUGGACACAGAACAUAAGUGCUCUUUGGUUUGUGGUCGUAAACUCAACUGCGGGCUUCAUAGAUGUGAAGAACCCUGUCAUCGGGGCAGUUGUCAAACAUGCUGGCAAACAAGGGGCGCUGUUGGAUCGCUAGAGGUGUUGGACCUGCAGUUCUCGGUCGUGGUCGGCAGGGGGCGCUGUGGGAUUGCUGGGAGUGCAAGGCCUGCAGUACCCUGUCGUGGCCUGCAGGGGGCGCUGUUGGGCUCCGGUGGUCACCACGCGGGGGAGAGGGGUCCAGAGGGAGCGGUCCCGGCCCGCAGGAGAAACCGAGAAGGGAAUAGGGGGCCCCUUCCCUCAAUGGAAGGAAGGGGUUUUGAUGAGUUAACUUGUUACUGUGGUGAAUCUGUGAUUUACCCCCCUGUUCCCUGUGGCACUCAGCCACCAGAGUGUAAAAAAAUAUGUACCAGGCCGCAUGACUGUGAUCAUCCAGUGUACCAUUCAUGUCAUAGUGAGGAGAAGUGUCCACCCUGUACUUAUCUCACUCAGAAAUGGUGUAUGGGCAAGCAUGAACUGCGAAGUAAUAUUCCUUGUCAUCUCACUGACAUUUCCUGCGGACUUCGCUGCAAUCAAAUGUUAAAAUGUGGGAUGCACAAAUGUAAAAGAAUCUGUCAUAAAGGAGAAUGUCUUAUAGAUGAAGAGUGUAAACAGCCGUGUAUUAUUCCAAGGCUAUAUUGUAAUCAUCCCUGUAUGGCUCCGUGUCAUCCCUCUUCACCCUGCCCAACAACCUCGUGCUGUGCAAAGGUUGAUCUUCAAUGUGAAUGUGGAAGAAGAGAGGAGAGUAUGAUUUGUUCAGAAGCAUCUAAUAAGUAUCAAAGAAUAGCUGCUAUAUCUAUAGCCACUAAGUUAACAGAUCUACAGCUUGGAGAUUCCGUGGAAAUCAGUAGGCUUAUUACGAAAAAAGAAAUGAAGCAAGCCAGGUUGCAAUGUGAUGAAGAAUGCUUAGCCCUUCAGAGGAACAGGCGUCUUGCUGAAGCUCUUGAAAUAGAUGAUAAUUCUGAUCCUUUUAACAUCCGUUCUUCUGGACCAAAGUACAGUGACGUUCUAAAAGAAGAUGCAAGGAAGGAUUUAAAAUUUGUCAGUGACAUUGAGAAGGAAAUGAGAAUGCUUGUGGAAGCUGUAAAUAAGGGCAAGCAUACAAAGAAGAGUCAUUGUUACCCACCAAUGAACAGAGAUCACCGCAGAAUCAUCCACGAAUUAGCUCAGGUUUAUGGUAUUGAAAGUGUGAGCUAUGACAACGAACCAAAACGCAAUGUUGUUAUUACUGCAGUGAAAGGGAAAUCCAUUUGUCCAAGCAAUACCUUAACUUCUGUGCUAGAUAAAGAAAUGCAGAGCAGGCCUCCACCUCCUAUUCCUCAUUACAAACAAACAGAUAAGAGUAGUGGAAACAUUGGCUUAUCCAAACCAUUAAAAGAAGAGCCAGUAAUUGACUACUUUGAUGUCCAAGACUGAAGUGAUUGAUGUAGAAUCAUUCAGAUGUAUCAGAAUUAUGUUGAUUAUGAAUGAUACAGAAGUUUAGAGGUGAAGAUACUAAGUUAUUGUGUGAGGUGCUUUUUGAUUAUCUGUCAAAUGAUCAGUUGUUCAGCAUAUUCAUGAUUUAACAUCUAAAGUUAGAUAGAUUGUGACAAUUUAAAAAGUUAUGCAUUUCAACAGUUUACGUGACUGCAUAAUACCUAAUAGUAGUAUAGCUUUUUAAACCUGGGUUUGGUGCAAUUUUUUAUCUAAUGUGCUGUCAGAAUGAUGUAUAUUUUCGUUGAUGCCUGUAAAGCAAGAAAACUGGUGGUAAUUAAAUGUAUUUUUGGGAUAUUAAGAACAACAAUAAAUCACAAAGAUUUAUUUUGUCAGAUCUCACACAAAUUAAAAUAGACUAGAAAUGAUCUGUGAUAAAAACACUGGUCAAGAAAUUCUCAAAGUAUUUUCAUGUUUUAUUGAUCCACAUUUGUGUUAAUGUGGUAAAUUUGGGAAUUUGAGUUACUCUUUUGCAUGGAAGGAAAUAUAAAAUUUAAGUAUAAAUAUAUACAUAAAUGCAUAUUAAGAGCACAGACUUCCUUUGGUAUCUGAAGAGCCAGCAUUUGGGGAAAGUGGGGAUUAAGACUUAUUUUACUUUAUUUCAAAUUUGAUGCGUUAAAACAGAAAGAAACAAACAAGCAAAAACAAAGGAAAAAACCCAAGCCAAACAACAACAAAACCAACCCCACAACACAAGAUUACUACUAUAACUUGGUUUAGUAGUACUUAAUAACUUGGUCUUUGUUCAAGACCUUGAACAAAAUCAAAAAUCAGACUUUAUAUAUAUUUUGGUGUUUUAUGCAUGGUUUUAUUGGGGUUUACAUUUUUUCUGUACUGUGCAAGCUUAAGAUGAAUGUGUGAAGUUUGGUUUAAGUAUGUUAUGGAUUUGGAAUAAUAUUUGUACAAUUUAUAAGACCAUCUAAACUGUUUGAUAAUGGAAGAUCUUUGUUUUAUGGGAAAUGCCAUUAAAAAAAUGGGAUGACAGUUUCCAGAAUUGUUUCCAGAUCUUGAUUUAAGAUAGGUGAGUAGCUCUCUGGGAGAGGAAACGGUAGGUCUGAUCGGAAGAGGUGGUACAGCUCUGAAUUUGAGUUAUAUCUGUUCUCUUGAGGAGAAGGUUUUUUAUAUUAAUAACUUCAGGAACUCUGACACUGACGCACUCUUUUUCUUGAUCCUUGUGGUUGCUAUAAUUAGCACUAGAGGCGAGUCCCCUGCACAGCAUCAGAGGCUGCUGCUAAAAGGGCCUUAGCAUGAAGAAGAAACAGAUCUAGCAGAAGACUUAGUCAUCUGUUGAUUUAAUUUUCAGCCAGCAUGUUGUAGUGUGAGAUUUGUUGCCAAGAAAAUGGAAGGCAGUUCUGCAUGCUUAGAUUCACUUAGAGUUAUCAUAUGACCCUGAGCCUUAACUAUGAAGCAUUCGGUGGCUACAUUUCAAUUGAACAGUUCAUGAAACAUUAAAGAAUUAGCAGCAAACUCACAGACUGUAUCUGUCCCCCAAAUGUUUUGAAAAUGAAAAUGCAUGCAUGCUAUUAUCAUUUAUUUUUGUAGGAAUUUAUUAUUUCACAUUUUUAAAAAUGCAGUCUUAAACUUUUUGAAGUGCUUCAGGUAGAAAGGUACCCUCAAGAGUGUUCAGGCUUCUAAUUUGUAUGUAGGAAUUUAAAUUGGUUUUAUGGUUUUUUUGUCUAAUACUCUGUGAUCAGAAAUGAAAAAUGUAUCAAUAUAGCUUAUAUUGCCAUUAAUUUCAUAAGCAAAUUAUGGUUUGAUUCUACAAGGUGCAAUGCUGCUAAGUUCAGCUGAAGAAGUAAGUUACUCUACAUCUUUCCAGGAAUGUAUUUCUUCAAUCCCUUCAUUGCGAGGAGUGUGUAUGUGUAUGAAAAGCUUGCAGACAAAUGCCAGCUCAAUAUGACCAAACAAAGGCUAUUUCUGGUUUUGAAACUUAGAGCUAUAGCACUGAGUUAAUACAGCACCGAUUUCAAUCUAGUUAAGACCUUUAGGGAGAAUGUAUAUAGUUAUACUGCAGAGGUAGGGUUCUGGACAGGAGCUGGUACACAUUUCCAGUGAACUGAGUUAGAUGCAUGUAUACUGGAGCACACAUAGACUUAACACUGCAGAAAACCAAGGUGAUUUAGUUUAUAAUAAAUAAAGCUGAAGCGUACUAACUUUUCAGAGUUUCACAUGAAUAUAGCCAAAACAUCACAUUUACACCUCUGAUUUGAAAUUUAAAACUUAAAAGAUUUUCAUAGCAUUAUUUUUAGCUCUGCUUUUUGGAAUUUUCAUCAGAUUAUGGCUUUAACGUAAAAAUGUGAGCCUUGGUGAGAUGCACUUCAGCAGUCAAAUAUCUGCCACUGCUUGUAAUAAGAAAACAGAGCUAAUCUUCAGCUUCUCAAACUGAGAUUGAUAAUUAUUAUUGAAUCUUUUAAUACUGAGAAGUCAUCCUUCCCAUCACUAACCUCUUAACUACAUGAAUGUUAAAAUAUUUUUAUAGAUCCAUAUGUCACAUACCUGUAAAUCAUGGCUGUUGGAGCAUACCUGUAGUUAUGAAGCAAGUCACAUGUGCCAAAUCUUUUUUUUAAUGCAUUUUAAUAACUUGGUUAAAAACAUGAUACUAUACGUUUACCCAUGAAAGUAAUACCAAAAAGAAAGUAUUGAUAUUUUUCUCCCCAGAACAGUUACAUUAGCCUUAAGGAAUUCAGCAAAGGUUAACAGUGGUGCUGUUCUCUCUGUUUUUGUUUGCUUUUGCUGCAAUGUAUCAGUGACUUUCAUAUGGAAUAGUAAUAAAGGCUGUAGUUUUGAUAUAUGUGAUAACUCAUCUUUAUAUUGCACGUGUGCCUCGUGGAAAUAUUUUCCAAAUAGCUAUUUUGUAAAUCUGAGCUGGCCUUUACACCUUUAUCUAAUAGAAAAAUGAGUGGAUAAAAGACAUGCAUCAAUGAAGUCAGUGGCAAAAAUCCUAUUGACAUUACUGGAACUAUGACUUCAGCUUUGAUGUGCUGAGUAAUUUUCCAGAGCCCUAAGAAUAAUAUUGGUCCCUGUAAAUUUAUUUGAAAAAAGUACUUUGCAAUAAACAUCUUUUGUAAUAAGUUCUGUGAUGUCAAUUGGAAUUAUGCAACUUAAUGAAGUGCUUUUAAAAUUGUGUAUAAAAUAGGCAGAUACUAUGGCAUUUGGGCUCUGCUAUUGCCUAUCUGUAUUGUUUAAUAUGUUUAGAGUGCUCUGACUAUUCAGUGCAUGGGUUUAACCUAAAAUUGUAUAAGAUGCAUAAGUAGACUUCAGUACCACUGUUUCUGUGGCAGUUUUGUACAGUAUCUGCCUCAUACCUAAAUGAGCAAAGUAAAAUUGUUUUACAACACUUCAGUUAUUUGUUGAUAGAUUUAUAUUUUACUGGAUUUUUUCAAGUUACUGAUAUAAAAUUACUUCUUUAUAAACCUAAAAUAAAUCUAAAUUGAAAGUUCAGUGCUUUGGAGUUGUUUGCAAACUUUGUCUUGGUAUUCCGAAGUUGGAACACUGAGACAUCACAGAGAAACAGUAAAGAUUUAAAUGGAAAUCUGGGGAGUCCUUUUCCUCAAAUUUUGAAAGAAAAGUGUGAUUUCCUGGAUUUGAAGUGGUUUUUAAAUGAGUGCUCUAUGGAGAAUGAAGCAAGUAAAGAGGGCUGCCCAGGAAAUCGAGACUGUGCUAUCUUCUUGGAAUUCAGAAGUACAGAAGAGAUGAUUCUGAAUAGAAAUGUACAUUUUGGUUAUCUGAAAAACCCUUUAUUAUGUCAGCCUACAUGCUACUUGGCAAUAAAAUGUAUGAUUUUAAGUGA